AUGUUGUCAAAUCCUAAGAGCCCCGAUAACAGCUGUGUAUUUGGAGAUUAUGUUGAGCUCGCCGCAAGGUUUGGCAACGAGGAACUUCUAGAGUAUCUCAUGACGAGCGAAGCAUCCGAUCUCGGCCCAGGGUUAAGAUCUCAACUUUUCCAGUCUGCAGCAAAAGGAUGUCGGAUAGACAUCGUUCGAUUCCUUUACAACUUCCGCAGCGAGGACUGGCCGUGGCAUUUCGAAAGCUCCACAACUUGGGGCAAGGGCCCACUGUACAACAUCCGCGCAAGCGUUCGCGAUCCUCAGAUAUGGGACUUCAUUGAGGCCUUGCGCAUCGCUCAUGGCAUGUAUCCGACCGGUAGGAAACAGCUUUACGGCAGGAUCCGUCAUUGCGCAGCACUUGGCAGGAUGAAUAUGGUUUCGCAUCUAAUCCGAGUCGCCGCACAUACCAAUGAAGAUCGUAAUCGGCACUCAGUCUGCAUGUCUUUCAUAUCGGACUACGAGGUCUCAUGUAAACUGCGAAAUGAGGGAGUCAAGCACGCCAUCGAUCGUGGCUACGUACCUAUCGUCGAGCUUCUACUAGACGAUGGGGCUGACCCGAAUCAAGCUCUUGCGAGCGCUGCUCGCUAUGGUCAACACAAAGUCUUGAAACUGCUCUUAGAUCGUGGGGUCAACAUCAGCGAUGCGGUUGUCGAAGUGGGUAUAAACGAAAGCUGCACAGUAGUACCCACCAAGCUCUUAGCGAAUAUGGAAAGAGGACCUCAUCUGGACGUAGUGCGGCUCCUUCUUGACGCCGGCGUAGACGUCAACGAAAGCAUUGGCAAGGACAGCCCUCUCGUCGGAGCAAUCGCCGCAGAACAUACAGCACUGUUUGAGUUCCUCCUCGAACGAGGAGCGGAUCUGCAUUCCCCUGGGACAGCAGAAGAGUGCGUACGAAGAGCGAAAAAGGUUGGACUGGAGUCUAUGCUACUGUUGCUCGAAAAGCAUGGGGUUGAUGUCAAUGUUGAGUUGGAAGAAGGGGCAUGA
This is a messenger RNA of Alternaria infectoria, 1017 nucleotides long. RefSeq lists its product as uncharacterized. The transcript has a single exon. Gene Ontology annotation, molecular function: protein binding. The record is from RefSeq and is a predicted model, not a curated record. The coding region runs from base 1 to 1017 and encodes 338 amino acids. Gene Ontology annotation, cellular component: nucleus; cytoplasm. Lineage: Eukaryota; Fungi; Ascomycota; Dothideomycetes; Pleosporales; Pleosporaceae.